This is a messenger RNA of Oreochromis niloticus (Nile tilapia), 1419 nucleotides long. RefSeq names its product signal sequence receptor, beta (gene ssr2). Lineage: Eukaryota; Metazoa; Chordata; Actinopteri; Cichliformes; Cichlidae. Bases 132 to 689 code for a protein of 185 amino acids. The transcript is spliced from 6 exons. The record is from RefSeq and is a predicted model, not a curated record. Gene Ontology annotation, cellular component: endoplasmic reticulum; membrane.
AGGGGCGCUGCAGUUUGCAGCCUUCUUUAACUCCCCCUCGGUACACGUCAUGCAAACACAGGCUUUAAGCUUCUGAGCAUGCGCUUGGCUAUCUUCUUUACUUUCUGCCAUUUGAAGAGAACUAGAGGAAGAUGACCAGGAUGCUGCACGUGUUUGUAAUCCUUUCUCUGCUGGCUCUGGGCUCAGGAGAAGAGGGCGCCCGUUUGUUGGCCUCCAAAUCCCUCCUGAACCGCUAUGCUGUGGAGGGCCGCGACCUGACCCUCCAGUACAGCAUCUACAACGUGGGUUCCAGUGCAGCUCUAGAGGUGGAGCUAUCCGAUGAUUCUUUUCCUCCUGAAGAUUUUGGAAUUGUUUCCGGAAUGCUGAAUGUGAAAUGGGACAGGAUCGCACCAGCCAGCAACGUCUCUCACACAGUGGUGUUGCGGCCCUUGAAGGCUGGAUACUUUAAUUUUACCUCGGCUACUGUCAGCUACCUGGUUCAGGAGGGAGGACAAGUUGUGGUUGGCUACACCAGCGCUCCUGGACAGGGAGGAAUCUUGGCUCAGAGAGAGUUUGACCGACGCUUCUCUCCACACUAUCUGGACUGGGCUGCAUUUGGUGUGAUGACUCUACCCUCCAUCGGCAUCCCUCUGCUUCUCUGGUACUCCAGCAAGAGGAAAUAUGAUUCGCCCAAGAGCAAGAAGAACUGAAACAUCUUUGCUCUGUUCGAGAAUGGGGUUGGGGGUGGGAAGGGAAAUAAAAGGGUUUUGUGAAAAACAUUGCCCAUACUCGGGGUGAAAACUAAAACUUGGGGACCAAUGGACUUGAUUUCGGUUUGAUCGAACAGAAUAUUUAAGAGAACUUUGGAGCAAGAAGUAGAAGGUGAAAAUCAUGUGUGGCAUCUCUUUAUCUACAAAUGGUCCAUGUGCGGAAACAAUGAUUACACAAACAAUGAUUACAUUAUGCUGUUUUCCCAGUGAGCUGAUCUGAGGAACAGGACCUGUUAGGUGUCUUUCAUGACCCUUUUUGGGAGGAAAUGGUGGAUAUUAUUGUGGAGGGCUUGAGAGUAAGGCUGGCUGGUUACCAGUUUAAUCACAAGUUAGCCAAGUAGUAAUCUCUGUCAGACAUUGCCUUCAGCAACAUGAAAUUCACCGACUAGACUAAGACAAAAAAGAGCAAUUCAGCAGUCGGCCUAAAGGAGACUACACAAACAUGGAAUUAUGUAACCAUAUUCCUUUCCUUCCAUUGCUGUCAGUGCACUGCACCUCAUGAGUCUGGUGAAUCCUUCAGCACACAUGUUCUAAACUCAUACAAUGGGAAACUGGCUAAUGGGGGUUACUACUGUAAACAGCUCCUUGUAUUUUGCAGUGUGUGUUUCUAAUGAGCUGAUAUGACAUUUGGAGCCCGUUGUUUAAGUUCAAAAUAAAUGAAAACAAGGUA